AUGUAUGAUAUACUGAUGUGUUUUUUUUCUGGAGAUAAUUCCAAUAGCGGGGCUGCUUUCUUCGGGAACAGCGGAAACAAAUUCCCCUUCAAUUUCCAAGCCGGAGGCCAAGCGCCCUCCUUUGACUUCCACUCGCUCUUCGCCGGGGGUCAGGUGCCCACCCCCGGCGCUCACGCGUCUUCUGCCGGAAACGAGGGAGCGCCGUUCAGCACUCAGCUCUCUCCUGCCGACAGCCAAGGAUCUUUCUCACAGGAGCAAGGAAGUCAAGGGUCCCAGUCCGCUGCUGGUACUUCUGCCGGUAUCAGACCUCAUGGCUCUGGGUCUCCGGUAAACACACAAGAUUCUCCAUCAAUCAUUGUCACCACUCCUAACCGAAGUACGGUUACUCCACCAAGUGUUGGUGUUCAAUUUACCACUGAUAAUCCAGGGUCAAGUACUGCUGCCUCCACUGUGUACUUCCAGUCCACAACCUUUGCCCCGGAAGGCAGCACUCAUAAGUCAUUCUCUCAUAUUCACACGGAUGUGAAUUCUGCUCCAAGCCAAACACCACAAGAAUUGAACACACAACCUGGCCCCAAAAUAUCAACAGCUGGUACUCAUGGACUUCUUUCUGGCAAGGACACAUUAGCAUCAAAUACUCAAGACCUGAGCGCCGUUACUGCUGUCACUCCUAUUGAUCUUGAUUAUUUAGAUCACUCUGUUGGGACACAGGAUUCCUCCAUUCAACUUGAAACUGGAUCACAGACGUACCAGAAUGGCGAACACAGCUUGACUGAUCUUCAGCAGUCCCAGUCCAGAGCUGACGGUGACAUUUCAUCAACUGGCCCACAGCAACACUCAUUCGAUUUCCAAAGUGAAAAUGAAGAUUCAGGAAAACUUCAUUUGGAAUCCGAGACACCACUCAAGCUUCUUCUACUUUUGGCACUUCUAACUCUUUCAAAAACCCAAGGGUCUGUCGGCUUCCCAUCCAACACAAAAAUUUUGCAAGUGCCACCGAACGAUCUGCAGCAAGCACUGAAAGUCACUUGCCCAAGCGAAUUCCAGGUUGGAACAAGUGAUUCUUCAGUGCAGGCUGUAGUACCCUCUUCUGGUGUUCAGUCUGAUGUCAGUUUUUCACUGAGUGGUUCAGAGACGUCAGCCCCUGACUUCCAUUUUGAUACUGGCUUUUCUAGUAAUCAAGAUUAUGAUACCCAGGAAUCUUCCUACAGUGAGCAACCAAACACACAGUCUGGGAUCCCUGAUGCCUCUGUUAACAUUCAAUGGCUCAAAGUCAAGCUCCUUGACACAAGAGAAUUGGCAUCAGUGUCAGAUAGCUCACCCAGUGUUCAAAGAGCUAUUGUAGACCAGCAAAGUAAUAUCCACAACUCCCCUGCUAAAACACAGGGAUUCUCUGGCCUUCAUUCUGCUGAGCUUGGUCCUUCUAUUACUAAUCAGGAGCAGAGUUUCCAGACAGAAUUCCCAGGUGCCAAUGUCGAUUAUGACACCCAAGAAGCAGCACAUGGCAUCCACCAGGGCAUCUUUGCUUCUGCUUCUGAUGCACAAGAAAAUUCAGGUAAUUUCAACAGAGCUGACGCUUUUCUUCCCAAUUCGCGAGAUUCCCUCGGACCAUCAAGGUACUCCCAUGGUUCUGCUACUGGAGUGCAAAGUAUAACCCACGAUUUGCAACACGGCACAGAAGAAUCACAGUCUGGACACAAUUAUGGCAUUCAUGGUUCUUAUUCUAGCACAACGGAGCCAUCUUUUGGAGUUCCGUUAGAUACUAGCGCUUCUGCAACAUCAGGUACCCCUACAAAACAGGCUAGUGUCAUCACAGCAAAUGCAGGAACUGGACGAUUCCACGAAGAGACCGAGGGAGAUCCAGCCACAGCAAAUCAUGGCUUAAUCACUAAUAUCCAAGAUCCAUCCACCGGCCUUCAUAGUACAGCUUUUAUCAACUUCGGUUCAACAGUCGAUGGUGACUAUGACUUGCUUGCUGACAGUCAAGAUCUGCCAACAGGAGUCCAAGGAGCAGCUACAGCUUUUGACUUUUCUUCUACUGAUUCACAAAAAUUCGAUGCCAACGACCAUGACUCACACCGGCUCUCUUCUACGGAUAUUCACGCUCCAGGUACCCGUUUAACCGAAUCUAACAACCCCCUUCUUUCGACAGACAGCUACACAGACGCCCAAGAUCUAUUUUCAUCUCCUGACGACCAUGACUCUGCUGCCUCUGACCAAACUUCAGACGACCAAUUCUUAUCUGCAACCGACCAGUUUUCCACGGACGAAAAUUACUUAUCAUCUGACAGCGACAACUCAGCAACAGAUAACCAAUUUUCGACUGAAGGAGGCCAGUUUUCUUUCACUACUAACCAAUUUCCAGUGGAUUAUGAUUCCCCUGCCGAUAGCCAGUUUUCAUCUCCUGAUUAUGAUGACUCAGUUGCAGACAGCCAAUAUUCGUCUACAGGACAUCAGUUAUCAUCUACAACAAACCAAUUUUCAUCCUCUGACAACCAUGAAUUAGACAAUCUGUUCUCAUCAGAUUCAGCUGCAGACAACCAGUUUUCGUCUUCACUCAACCAGUUCGUACCAAUAGACAAUGACAACAGAAGAGACUCUUCAUUUGAUGACUAUGACUCGUCUAAAAACAACCAAUUUUCAUCUACAUUUAGCCAGUUUUCGCCAUCUGACAAUUUAGACUCAACGGCCACACAAUUCACAUCUACUGACAGCCAAUUUUCUGGCAGCACUGACUCAGAAACAGAAAACCAAUCUUCGGCCUUCGACAAAUACGAUUCAAUCACAGACAACCGAUUCGAAUCUGACCCGAACGUCCAGUUUCCUUCAGACGACCCCGACGCGGCCACAGAAAACCCGUCCUCCUCCAGCGACAGCUAUGACUCACCGGUCGGCGCCCAUUUCUCGGCGUCCGGCUCCCAGGGGUCCCUCUUCGCCUUCACCUCGAGCGGCCUAGCUUCCGGAUCCACCACGGGGUACAUGUCCCACGGGAUCAAGAGGCCCUCCUCGCUCGGCCAGAGGUCCGGGUCUGGCGUGGUUGGAGGGUCUGGCCUUGCGGGGUUCAUCGUCCAGCUCACCGGCAAAGGGGCAGUCCACCCCGGAGUCUGCCCUACCCUGAGGAAGGACUGCGCCGCCAGCAGGAGCGCCCCGAGGACGUGCCUCAACGACUCCACCUGCAGGCCGUCGGAGAAGUGCUGCUUCGACACGUGCAGCGCCGCCCUCUGGGUGUGCACGCCCUCCGUGUUGCCGGCGUGAGGAGGCUGGGAGGCCGAAUCAGCGGCUGAGAAGCAAACGACGCUUUCGAAAGACAUUCUCUUCCUUCGAAACGAUUUUAAGGCGGGUUGUCAGGAAAAGGGAUUUGGGAUCUUUCACUGGGAUAAUUCGGCGAGACCUUCUCUCCGAGGGUGAAUUAAAAAUUUGCAGGUUA
This is a messenger RNA of Penaeus vannamei (Pacific white shrimp), 3424 nucleotides long. NCBI's taxonomy places the organism in Eukaryota, Metazoa, Arthropoda, Malacostraca, Decapoda, Penaeidae. The record is from RefSeq and is a predicted model, not a curated record.